UACCUGUGGCCGCCCAAGUCCGCCACUUUCUGCUCUGUGGCCGCCCAUUGCCACGAUCCAGGAGGACUCCGCGCCGCCCGGCCGCCUCCGAGCUCGGGCCCCAUGUGAGGGCCCCCCCUUAUCCCACCUUUCCGGCUAGGUGAGGGCGCGAGCGGGCGAGCGAGCGAGAGUGGUGAGGGGGGACGGAAAAGCAGAAUUACCUGUAGCUCUUGUUCUGCCAUCUCGGGCGCUCUCACACACCUUCACCUGCACAGACUUGAAAGUCCAGUUUCACCAGAGGCUGAGGCUCCAGGAAAAGGGGAGCGAGUUCAUUGGAUCAAACAUGUCACAAGAGUCGGACAAUAAUAAACGACUGGUGGCAUUAGUGCCCAUGCCCAGUGACCCUCCAUUCAAUACCAGAAGAGCCUACACCAGUGAGGAUGAAGCCUGGAAGUCAUAUUUGGAGAAUCCCUUGACGGCGGCCACCAAGGCGAUGAUGAGCAUUAACGGUGAUGAGGACAGUGCUGCUGCCCUGGGCCUACUGUAUGACUACUACAAGGUUCCCCGAGACAAGAGGCUGCUGUCUGUAAGCAAAGCAAGUGACAGCCAAGAAGAACAGGAUAAAAGAAACUGUCUUGGCACCAGUGAAGCCCAGGGAAAUUUGAGUGGAGGAGAAAACCGAGUGCAGGUCCUAAAGACUGUUCCAGUGAACCUUUCCCUAAAUCAAGACCACCUGGAGAAUUCAAAACGAGAACAGUAUAGCACAAACAUCUCUGAGAGCCCAGCCAUCAUCCCCGUGUCAGGAAUCACAGUGGUGAAAGCUGAAGAUUUCACACCUGUUUUCAUGGCCCCACCGGUGCACUAUCCCCGGGGAGAUGGUGAGGAACAACGUGUGGUUAUCUUUGAACAGACUCAGUAUGGCGUGCCCUCCAUGGCCAGCCAUAGCACCUACCUCAAAGAUGACCAGCGCAGCACCCCGGACAGCACUUACAGUGAGAGCUUCAAGGAUGGAAACACUGAGAAAUUCCGGAGUGCUUCAGUUGGGGCUGAGGAGUACCUGUAUGACCAGACAUCAGGCGGCACAUUUCAGUACACUCUGGAAGCCACCAAAUCUUUGCGUCAGAAGCAGGGGGAGGGCCCCAUGACCUACCUCAACAAAGGACAGUUCUAUGCCAUAACGCUCAGUGAGACUGGAGACAACAAAUGCUUCCGACACCCAAUCAGCAAAGUCCGGAGCGUGGUGAUGGUGGUCUUCAGUGAAGACAAAAACCGAGAUGAGCAGCUGAAAUACUGGAAGUACUGGCACUCCCGGCAGCAUACGGCAAAGCAGAGGGUCCUUGACAUUGCUGAUUACAAGGAGAGCUUUAAUACAAUUGGGAACAUUGAGGAGAUUGCAUAUAAUGCUGUUUCCUUCACCUGGGAUGUGAAUGAAGAGGCGAAGAUUUUCAUCACUGUGAAUUGCCUGAGUACAGAUUUCUCCUCCCAGAAAGGGGUGAAAGGACUUCCUUUGAUGAUUCAGAUUGAUACAUACAGUUAUAAUAAUCGUAGCAAUAAGCCCAUUCAUAGAGCUUACUGCCAGAUCAAGGUCUUCUGUGACAAAGGAGCAGAAAGGAAAAUCCGAGACGAAGAGAGGAAGCAGAACAGGAAGAAGGGGAAAGGCCAGGCCUCCCAAACCCAGUGCAACAGCUCCUCUGAUGGGAAGUUGGCGGCGAUACCAUUACAGAAGAAAAGCGACAUCACCUACUUCAAAACGAUGCCUGACCUGCACUCGCAGCCAGUCCUCUUCAUACCUGAUGUUCACUUUGCAAACCUGCAGAGGACAGGACAGAUGUAUUACAACACGGAUGAUGAACGAGAAGGCAGCAGUGUCCUUGUUAAACGGAUGUUCAGGCCCAUGGAAGAGGAAUUUGGUCCAGCACCGUCUAAGCAGAUGAAAGAAGAAGGAAUGAAGCGAGUGCUUUUGUAUGUGCGGAAGGAGACGGACGAUGUGUUCGAUGCUUUGAUGUUGAAAUCACCCACAGUGAAGGGCCUGAUGGAAGCGAUAUCUGAGAAGUACGGGCUGCCUGUGGAGAAGAUCACAAAGCUUUAUAAGAAAAGCAAAAAAGGCAUCUUGGUGAACAUGGAUGACAACAUCAUUGAGCACUACUCCAAUGAGGACACCUUCAUUCUCAACAUGGAGAGCAUGGUGGAAGGCUUCAAGAUCACACUCAUGGAAAUCUGAGCCCAGCUCUUGGCAUCCCCUCGGCAGAGGCCCUCAGUGCAUUCCUCCCCAGGAGAGAUGGAGGCCCCAGCCUGGAACCCGGACACCCACCUCCCCCAACUCAAAACCACUGUUACAGACCACACUGGGAGCCAGACGAGGCACAGAGCCCCGGUUCUUAUCGGUGUGUUGGGCCCAUCUGCAGGGUCCUACUGGAGCUGAAGCCUGAGGCCCUCAGGAACGUGUGCUGGGCCUGUCAGAUACUUAUUUAUUCUCCACCUUCUUCGGGAACCCAGGGUCCAGGCCCGCCAAGGCACAGCUGGUCACUGCUGGCCUCAGAUGAGACCGUCCAGAGCUAUCCCCCUCCAAGGGAGACAUAGCCAAUCCGUUCACUCCAGAGAGCCUGAGAAUGCCCGGGCCCUUCCGCCUCACCUGCACUUCUCCUGAGUGGCUGGACCAAACGAGCUGCUGCCACUUUCUGGUCACAAACCUUCAGGCCACUCUGGGGAAGGCCAUCUUGCUAAAUACCUCCCAGGGUUUGUCACGAGUGGCUGCCAGGCCUUGUACAGGAAGACAUUCAGCUGCCAUGAUAUUAGUAACUCAGAAGGCGUGCCUGGACAUCGUGUACAUAGUGUUUAUAAUAUCACAAUAAUAUAUUUUACCCGUGGUACGUGGGCAUGUUUACUGCCCCUGAGCU
Nyctereutes procyonoides (raccoon dog) is the source of this 2876-nucleotide messenger RNA. It is a transcript of the gene GRHL2, whose product is annotated as grainyhead like transcription factor 2. Gene Ontology annotation, biological process: brain development; regulation of transcription by RNA polymerase II; neural tube development. The transcript is spliced from 16 exons. Gene Ontology annotation, cellular component: nucleus. The record is from RefSeq and is a predicted model, not a curated record. Lineage: Eukaryota; Metazoa; Chordata; Mammalia; Carnivora; Canidae. Bases 323 to 2200 code for a protein of 625 amino acids. Gene Ontology annotation, molecular function: RNA polymerase II cis-regulatory region sequence-specific DNA binding; DNA-binding transcription activator activity, RNA polymerase II-specific.